ACUUGAUGAAGCUCAAUAAACUCAGCCGAUUUCAUUCAAUUCAGCGUUAGACAUCGAGUUGAUAACAUCUUUUCGCUAUUCAAAGAAGUCCGUUGUUGACUCACUUACCCGUGAAGAACAUUCAGCAGAUUACUAUGGACUCAGUAGUGAUGUUUAUUGGCCUGAUACAAGUUAUAUUGGUCUUGUGGAUUGUAACACCUUGCGAGAGUGAUGUUUGCAGCCAAAAAAUCUGUCAAUGUACCAAUUUCGGUAGGACCCGCAUGGUAGUUAAAUGCCAAGUUCAUGGAUACAUUCCGACUGGAAUCCCAAGCAAUACAAUUGAACUGAAACUUUCGAGUUGUUCUUUGAAGUCGAUUUCAGAAGACUCCUUCAGGAACCUAACUGUUUUAAAAGUACUUGACUUGUCGAAUAACUUAUUAAGACGCAUUCCCCACAACACUUUCAGGAAUAUGGAUAAGCUGGAAAUAGUAAAUCUUGCCGACAACCUAAUUUCAGGGAGUUUCUUCCUUCCGGAAAGUGUAUCUCAGCUGUGAGUUUUGCUAAUGAUGUAUUUUUGAAAAGAUAGAAUAAACAUAUUAAAAUUCGCCACUG
This is a messenger RNA of Pocillopora verrucosa, 591 nucleotides long. NCBI's taxonomy places the organism in Eukaryota, Metazoa, Cnidaria, Anthozoa, Scleractinia, Pocilloporidae. The record is from RefSeq and is a predicted model, not a curated record.